CCGUGACAUUUUGCUGGAGCGGUUUGGGUGAACCUGGAAGUCGCUGAAGGGCCCAACUUUCUGGAACAACAUUGUGUUGAAGUCGUGACCGCUGAAUUAUACACCUUUCAUACUGAAAAGCACGUAUGAGCUUACUUCCCAGCAAACGGCUGGGCGGGCUGGUGGCGCCGCCCGCAGACCACAUGCCUCGUGGUGGACUAGUCGGAGCGCUCCCACAACGCAGCGCCACGCGUGGGCAUGUCAGGACAGCAGAAGUCGCCACCAGCGCGCUCCGGUUACGGCGCGGCACCGCCGGCACCGGCAGCAGCAGCAGCGGCAGUAGCAAGGGUGGCAGCGGCAGUAGCACCAGCACCAGCACCAGCAACCUCGGCAGCCGGGCAGCCCAGCUAUUCGAGCUAGAGAAGGAAGGCGGGUACGUGUCCGCCGCGCCUGCCCCCACCCCCACCCCCGCCGCUGGCAGUGGCGGCGGCGACAGCGCCAACGGCGAUUUCCUCGACGAUGGCUGGGGUGUGGUGGCUGUAGCACCGGCUGGCGGCUCGGCUGCUACUGCCGCCGCCGCCAAGGCGGUUGCAAAGAAGGACAAGAAGAAAGACAAGAAGGCGGCUGCGGGGCCGGCGGGAGCGGCAGUGAGCGGCGUGGCGGCGGCGGCGGCCCAGACGGCGGCGGCGAAGCGGCAGGCGCGUGCGGAUUCGCGUGGGACGCCGUUUGUGGACAAGAACAGCGACGCCGGCAUCACUGGCCUCACGCUGCUGCAGGCGCGGCUGCUGGAGGCGGGCCGUGUGGCGCACAGCCAGCAGCAGAAGCAGCGCGUGGCGGCGGAGGCGGCGGCGCGGAGGGAGCGGCUGGCGGCCACGGCCGGCCGCAAGAAGGACUGGGUGGACCCGGACGAGCUGGACGAGGGGGACGAGGACGAGGAGGUGGGGUUUGACACGCUGGACGAGCAGCAGCAGUACUUCGAGCUGAACCUGGAGGCGGACGGAACCACGGAGGUGGUGGAGUUUGACGAGGAGGGCCGCGAGCGCCUCCGCCGCACACCCGGCGCCGCGCCGGCAGGCGCCAGCGGCCGCGCCGCCGCCGCCGCCGCCCUCCACAAUGACGACGACGACGACCCCCUCGCUUUCCUCAACGAGGAUGCGCCGCGGCCCGCGGCAGCCGCCGCCGCCGCCCGCGCCGCCGCCGGCCCCGGCAGCGCCGCCGCCGCGGCGGCGGCAGCAGCCGCCGCCAAGCGCGGCGGAGCCGCGCCUCGACGCGCUUCAGACGAUGACUCAGAUGAUGAUGACUUUGACUACAAUGGAGAUGGGUUGCCGGGAAGCAACCCGAUCGCCGAUGAGGAGGUGGAGUGGGGGCUGGACGAGCUGCAUGGGCCCGGCAAAAGGCCCUCGCUGCUUCGCGAAAUGGGCGUGAUAAAAACGAAAAAGGGCAAGAAGAAAAACGAGGUUCGCGAGGAGGCGCGCAUCGCGGCCGAGCUCGCAAAGGCGCAGCAGGCGACGGGCAAGGGCAAGAAGGGGAAAGCCGGCGCGGCGGCGGCGGCGGCGAGCGGGAAGGCUGGCGAGGAGGAUGAGGACGAGGAGGGGAUGGACGUGGGCGUGGCGUGGGGCGGCACUGGCGGCGCCAGCGGCAUCGACAUGGAGGCGCAGGAGGCGCUCCUCACUCGGCUGUUCAAGCCACACAAGGUGAAGCAGCUGAUGGAGCACCAGCGCGCCGCGGAGGACGAGCUGGCGGCCAUGAAGCGGAAGGCCACGGGGCGGCAGGUGCUUGAGGCCAAGACGCACAGCCGCAUGCGCAUCAUCUCGGGCAGCGCGGCGGGGCGGCAGCUGGCCAGCAGCAAGGGCUCCAUGACGCGGCCCAUGAUGGAGAAGGUGCGCCAAGCCAUCUUCAACAUGAUCCAGGCCCAGGCCGGCUCGGGCGGCGGCCUGCCGCCACACGCCCGCUGGCUGGACUUCUUCGCGGGCACGGGUAGCGUGGGGCUGGAGGCGCUCAGCCGCGGCUGCCGCGAGUGCCACUUCAUAGAGCUGGACAGCUGGGUGUGCCGCAAGGUCCUGGGGCGCAACAUCGCCACGUGCGGCUUCGAGCGGCAGGCGGUGGUGCACACCAUGAAGGCCGAGGACUUCCUGCGCAAGAGCAUACAGCUGCCGAGGUUCGCGGGCGGCGCCUUCGACUUCAUCUCUGUGUGCCCGCCCUACCUCGUGGUGAGCUACCCGGAGCUCAUGGGGCUGCUGGAGGCAUCGCCGCUGCUGCACGACCGCUCCAUUGUGUUCGUGGAGUACCCCAUGCAGCUGGCCCACCAGGUGCCCGCCACGCUGGGGCCGCUGGCCACGGUGCGCGACCGGCGCUACGGCCGCACCUGGAUCCGGGUGUACGGCCCUGCGGACGGCCCGGUGGCGAUGUACGACGAGGAGGAGGGCGAGGAAGGCCCCGAGGCGGGGGAGGAGGACGAAAUGCUGAUCUGAGCAGAUGCGGAUGUGCAGAUAUGCGGCUUUGAGGAGCCAGGUUUUGAGGGGCUGGCGGAUUCGCAGCAGCCAUCUUACGAAGGACUGGGUCUGGAGGACCUGGGGCUGGGUCCGGCUGUUGGGCGAUAUAGUGUUUGCUUGGAGGCAGGAGUGGUAGGGAACAGCUAGGGUAGUGUGUGUGUGUGUAUGUGUGUGUGUAUAGGCGGGCGGCUGUGGCAUGACACGGGCACUGGGCACGGGCCGCAGGGCCUGGCAAGUCUGGGGUUCCGGUGACAUAACGCAACACGAUACGACACGGCACGGCAUGGGCCCCACGACACGGUACGGCAAGGCCAGGACGCUGGUGGGGGAGGGUGUGAGGGCGCCGGGUUGGCCGUGAGGAGAGCGGAGGCGGCAGCGGCGGCGACCGUGGGGCUGGGUCCCGACAGCGCGAGGUGUCGUCGCAACUGCCCACUGAUUGGGCGAGGGCUGCGUGGCUGUCGGUGUGUGUGUGUGUGUGUGUGUGUGUGUGUGUGUGUGUGUGUGUGUGUGUGUGUGUGUGUGUGUGUGUUGUUGAACAACGGAUCAAAAGCCCGCCCUCGUGUGUGUGCGUGUGUGCCUCUGUGUGGUUGAGGCACGAGGUUAAGUAUAGGCGAUUGGGUGGUGUGGAGGUGCUUCUGAAGGCAGCAGCGUUGCAGGCGCAUGCAUGGGGGUUACGGUGUUGAGAAGGUCGGGUCUUUUGACUCAUUGUCGACAUGUCAUGAGUGGCGGGUCGGCAGCAGACCGCCAGACCGGGGCCCCAGUGACGGGCCCCGGGCUUCAACACCGUUCGGUAGCAAUAGCCGCGACACAACCUUACACCUGUUGCGGAGUGCGGUCGUGCUGACAGGUGCUGUCAGCAUCACAGCACACAAACGGAUGACUUCCGGUCACGCCUGGUGGUAUAACGAGCAGUGGCGCACUGCCCAGUGGGCCACAGGCCUGCACGAGGCUGACGCAGCAGGGCAGAGGUGGCUGGCCCCUCGCCGGCUCGGUGGACCGCCCAGUUCGCCUUGGCAGCUGCUGGCUGCGCCAACAGCAGCGCUUGGUUGCGGGCACCACCUAACUACCUUGGUAAC
Messenger RNA from Chlamydomonas reinhardtii, 3547 nucleotides. RefSeq lists its product as uncharacterized. Lineage: Eukaryota; Viridiplantae; Chlorophyta; Chlorophyceae; Chlamydomonadales; Chlamydomonadaceae. The coding region runs from base 126 to 2450 and encodes 774 amino acids. Gene Ontology annotation, biological process: rRNA methylation. Gene Ontology annotation, molecular function: methyltransferase activity. The record is from RefSeq and is a predicted model, not a curated record. The transcript is spliced from 11 exons.